GAGAUGAAGCUAGUGACAGAAGAUUUGAUUCAGGGAGGUUGUCAACUGGCCUGAAUCUAAUUCACGUUGUAAGAUCGCCCCCUGGUGACCCACUGGAGAACAAGCAGGGAGAUGGGGUGGAUCCACCCUUGGGUCUACCGUCUAGAGGUGUCUGAGUUGGUUGCAGAAAGUGUGACAGCCUGACCCAGGCCUUUAGUCUUCCAGUCUCGAUUUCUCCAUGAACAGAAUGGCAACAAUAUGCCCCUAGUCCCUCACCAAGUGCCCCCUAUGCUGAUGGGUGCUUUGCCUGGAUGUGCUGAUGUGUUCGUCACUAAGCCCUAAGGACCUACUGCCAUCCCCACUUCACAGAGGGCAAACUGAGGCUCAGAGGAUAGCAUGCAGAAGGCAGAGGCAGAACCGGAACUCAGGACCCCAGUCCUGUCCUAGGCUCCGGUGGCCUGAUCUGGCCUAACCCAGCUCCUCCCAAAGGACUUGGGAAACACGCCCUGGCUGGGCGGAACUUUGGGUAUCCCUGGUGUUCCAAGAUGCCAAUUAAAUGCUCGUGGCUGUCUGGGCUGGAGCUGUGGAUAACAGCAUGGCCGAGCCAGGGCCAGAGCCAGAGCCAGGGCGUGCUUGGCGGGUACUCGCCCUGUGUGGGGCUGCUGUGUUCCUGGUGGCGGCUGCGGCUGGGGCAGCCCUACUGGCUUGGAAUCUGGCCGCAGCGGCCUCCAGAGGGUCUCACUGCCCAGAGCUGGAGCCAGGGGUCAAUGCCACAGUGCCCCCCAGGGACCCGAUGCCAGAAGUCCAGGAGCUUCAGCGAAAGCUGGCGGAGGCUGCCCAACGAGAGAAGGCUCUGGCCAGGCAGCUGGACCAGGCUGAGAGUGUCCAUCAGGAGCUGGAGGAGGCUUUAAGGGCCUGUGAGGGCCGCCAGAGCCAGCUGCAGACCCAGCUGAUGAUACUGAAGAUUGAGAUGGACGAGGCCAAGGCAGAGGGGACUCAGAUGGGGGCCAAGAACGGGGCAUUGACAGAAGCCCUGGCGCGCUGGGAGGCGGUGGCCAAUGAGUCGACUCGGCUGUUGGAAGAGGAACAGCGGCGCGCACGCGCGGCCGAGGCCGAGGGCGGAGCCUGCGCGGACCGGGAGGCGGUGCUGCGCGAGCGAGUUAAAGCCCUGGAAGCCGAGAUGGACCCCCAGCGCAGAGUGCCGCACCCUGGGGCCCGCUCUGGGGCCCAACCCCGGCCCAGCGCCCGCUCACGCUCUCGCUCUCGCUCUCGCCCCAGACCCUCUGGGGGCUGCCGGCGCACUCGAGGGUGAGUCAGCCUCCCGCAGGAUGUGAGCUCGAGGCCAGGACAGACACUGUACAGCCCCGGGGCGCACAUGUAUAGGGGUGCUCGCGCUGGAUGAGGUGCCCGGUCGAUAUCCAUCAAUGCUCAGCUUUAAACCAGCUGCUCUGAACAAAGACGAAAAGGAGACUCGAUGCUCUCUCACCGACCAUCUUGUGCUUGCAUUCUACAGACAAGAAACAGGCCCAUUUAGUCACCCAGUGAGAUCAUGCUGAUGUGGGGACUUAAGUCCCCUCUAAGGAUAGCGUGGCCCUCAUCCUACAAACAUGGGGAUUCAGGGUCCAGCCCUGGCUUGGGAGUGACCUGAAGAGGUCAGUUCUCGUUGGGCCUCAGUUUUGUAAAAUGAGUGAUUGGAAUCACAUUUAGAGAGCUGGCUUCUCCUUGACACCAAAAACUGACAAAAGAGCACAGUAAGAGAACAGACCACUCUUCCUGUAAGAAUGGUACGAAACUCCCACUGGAAUUUUAGCAAAGAGAACUGAGUAAAAUAUACCACAAAAAAGGUGGCUUAUGCCUGAGAUGCAGGGAUGGUUCAGUAUUCAGAAGUUUGUUAAUAAGAUUCACCAUAGUAAUGGAUCAAAUGAGAAAAAAGUUCUGGAAAAAAAGUCAUCAAAUUCAGGGACAAGGUGAGGAAAACCACUAUCAAGUAUUUACUAUGGUUUUGGAGGUGCUAGCCAAUGCAUUUAGACAAGAAAAAGAAAUAAGACACAAUUAUUAUAAAAGAAGGAGGGAAUUUAUAGGUUGACAAGAAAACACUGUUUAUACAGAUCAAAUGUUAUUGAAAUAACAAGUUUAUGUGGCACAAUUUCAUGUUGUUUUUGUGUUUUAUAUUUAUAUUUCACAUAACUUCAGACUUAUAGAAAAAUUGGAAGAUGAGUACAAAGAACUCCUGUGCACCCCUCACCUGGAUUCCACAGAUGUUAACUUUUACCACCUUUGCAUGCACUCUCGCUUGUGUUCUCUCUCCCCCUCUCUACUUUUAUUAAAAAGUUGCAGAAAUGAUGUCUCCUUGCCCAUAAAUACUUAAAUUUACAUUUCCUAAAAACAAGGACAUUCUCUCAUAUAAUCAUGAUACACUUAUGAAAAUUAGGAAAUGGACAUUGAGAACGUGCUGUUAUCUAGUCUGCAGACCUUAAACAGAUUUCGCCAACUGUUCCGGUAAUGUCCUUUAUAACGAAAGAUUCUUUUGGCUCACAUACUGUAUUUGUCACAUCUCUCUCAUCUCCUCGCAUCUGGAAUGCCCCUCAGUUUGUCUUUGCCUUUCAUAAUUUUGGAAUUUUUAAAAGCCUGGGCCAGUCAUUUUGUGGAGUCCAAGUUUGGGUUUGGGUGGUGUUUCCUUAUAAUUUCAGGUUGGCAUUUUUGGCAGGAAAACAUCAGAAACAAUUUAACCUAACAAUAUUACUUCUGGUGGUACAAUUAUAUAUAGAAAACUAAAAGAACAUACUGAAACUUUUCUAUAUUUAAACAACUAGCUAGAAAAUUAUUUGAAAGAAAAAAGAAGAUUCAUUUCAGAUAGUUUUUUAUACCCAGGAAUAAACUAAUUUCCAUAUUAUAUAAGGAGCUCUUAUAAAAAUAAUUUUUUAAAAAAACAACUCAUAGGAAAGUGUACAAAGUUCACAGAAACAUACCAAAAAAGAUGCCCAACUUCACUCCUAGAAAAGAAAUGUAAAUUGAAGCAAAAAUGUGGUACACUUUCCACCAGUUAGUUUAGCAAAAAUAAAAACAAACACAAAUUAAAACUUUGCAAAUGCACUGUGUUGGCACUGCUGUGGAAACACAAGCAAUCCCACACAGCACAGGUGGAACUGCUCAUUGGCACAACUACUUGAAAGGGCAGUUUUCUAGAAUCUCUCAAAA
Messenger RNA from Phyllostomus discolor (pale spear-nosed bat), 3177 nucleotides. It is a transcript of the gene CCDC194, whose product is annotated as coiled-coil domain containing 194. The transcript is spliced from 4 exons. The coding region runs from base 536 to 1291 and encodes 251 amino acids. The record is from RefSeq and is a predicted model, not a curated record. Lineage: Eukaryota; Metazoa; Chordata; Mammalia; Chiroptera; Phyllostomidae.